ACUUAUCGAAACUUUGAACCAAGCAUUCAAAUGUUGAACACUGGAAUUUGGUCGACUCCAGCGCUCGCUCUCGUGUAGCAUGUCCAGCCUGUUGUAGAUCAUUCGCGCAGGAAGAUUUGGCGCUUGAGAAAUCCAUUCGAAUCCCCAUGGCCCAGGGCAGCUUGAUAGUUUGCAAUGCCGGCACGAUCUCUCGCCCCGUUUCGCGAGCGAAUGGAUUUGUCGGCCUUUUCGAAGGCGGUGGGCGAUUCGCAGCCGGUUGUAAGGAGCUCAGGUUGUGCGCCGGGAAGGAGGGGUUGAAGCGCACGAGAUUUAGUGCCAGGGCCUCCAUGGAAGAGUUUUUGAAGGUAGACGGGACCAAGAAAAUAGGCGUGGAUUCUAAGGUAUGGCUGAAUUUGAUUGAUGCCGAGCUUCAACGAGGGAAUGAGAAGCAAGCUCUGGAGCUGGCUAAGCAACUUCGUGCCUUCGGAGCGGCUCAAUUGGAAACGAGGCCUUCCUAUCAUGUGCUUCAUUAAACCACAACAUGCAACGCCCUGUGCAGGAGCAGUAGCAGAUGUUCCACAAAGAGCGUACACACUUGAGGAGCUCCGUCUGAACAAAAUUGAAGCAGAAAAGUUUUUAUCUCCAGUCGAUUCUACUCUUGGUUCCAUACGAGGAAACUUGCAGGUGGCAGCUGUUCUACUCGGAGUGACUACAUGGAGGGUUCUGGAUCUCAACCAAUAUCAAUUACUGUCUGCUGUAGUGCUGUUCGUGUUUCUUGGGACUGUGGAUCAGAUUGCGAACGGCGGAGGGGUUGAAGCCUUACUCCUUGAUACAAUCGGCCGACUUUUAAGUGAGAAAUACAGAGAUAGAGUCGCCAAGCAUGAAGCAGGACACUUCUUGGUUGCUUAUCUGAUGGGAUUCAUGCCUAAGAGCUAUACUCUAUCCAGCCUUGAUGCGUUUCAAAGAUUUGGAGCACUCAAUGUACAAGCUGGAACUACUUUUAUAGACUUUGAAUUUCAGGAGGAGGUCCAAGGCGGAAAGGUCUCUUCCGGGACUCUCGACAAAGUUUCUUGUAUAGCAUUGGCAGGAGUUGCAACAGAAUACAUCCUGUACGGUGUUGCCGAAGGUGGCUUAUCAGACAUUAACCAGUUGGAUGAGCUGAUGAAGAUCCUGGGUUUUACGCAGCGUAAAGCUGAUAGUCAGGUGCGUUGGGCGGUUUUGAACACUGUAAGCAUAUUGAGGCGACACUUGAAUCUUCAUAGUAAACUAGCGAACUUCAUGUCAGCGGGAAAAUCUGUCCUAGAAUGUGUUGGUCUAAUUGAAGAGGAGCUGGCUGAUUCCAGCAACAUCUAGUUGGUCAAAAAUCAAUGUAAAUUUAUCCCACGUACAUACUUUGAUGUAUUAUUGAACAUUAUUCUAGCCCGCGAACCUGGUACGUGUUCAAAUCUUCAAGGCUUCGGAAAGGGAUCAUCCGGUUUCUUUCCAAUCCUUGCUGUUUUUGUGGACUGUUAAGAUGACCCUCAGGUCUUCCCACUGCUCGAUAUUCAGCCAUGAAGUCCUAACCUGUAGACAGGUAAUUGUGACUUGGGACGUUUUGCAGUUCUCAUUUUACAAAUAUUACAGAUUCCAUUAAGUGGGAGAGUAUAUUACCACUGCUUACUCACGGUGAUUCAUCCGGCUUCAGAGCAACAGAUUGCUCGGUAACCUUGAGGUCAAGCAAGAUUGUCAUCUGGCCAUCUUUCAAGGAGAAUUAUAUCUGAGCGUUGGACGCGGCGUUGCAAUAGACUCUGGUCACUGCAAUGGCCUUCUAUGAUCCGCCGAGAGGGUGCUAUUGUUUGAGUGUAAGCAGUAAAACAUUUUAAACCGUUACCUAAUCUCUCGAUUAGGGUCUGCAGGGUAAAGCUCACCUUAAGGCCAUCGCUACAGAAGGCAGACUUUUGCUCUUGACAUGCUCUUCUUCAUCCGUAGUGAAACGUGUAGAGGGAAACUGGCUGGAAUAGUUCUGAAAUGGAGGGAAGAAUCAGACCCAUUCAGUUUAUAGUGCCGCCAAAAGCUUUACAGUCGAUAAACAUAAAACACGGAGGUCAAAAACAGUUAAGGCCGCGGAGACAAUUGACAGUAUGGCCAUGUCCGAAGCUACACCACCAAUUGUGCCACCCUUCUUCUUUGUUGUCACUUUUUCUCGCAGACUGAAGUUGGUGAAAGAUGAAAACUAGUCAAACGUCUUCCGCGUGGCGUGAGGGUGAGUUUUAGUUCCAAAGUUACGUCUUCCUCGCUCGGCGAGUGCACUACUUCAACGAGUGCACCCCGAGAUGCAGCACUCGAGUCUCUAGAGGCUGAAAAAGAUCGUUUGCUACAAUCAUAAUAUCUACCACACAAUCUACA
Messenger RNA from Marchantia polymorpha subsp. ruderalis, 2364 nucleotides. The record is from the annotation of a GenBank genome assembly. NCBI's taxonomy places the organism in Eukaryota, Viridiplantae, Streptophyta, Marchantiopsida, Marchantiales, Marchantiaceae.